Messenger RNA from Cylas formicarius (sweet potato weevil), 848 nucleotides. RefSeq names its product THUMP domain-containing protein 1 homolog. NCBI's taxonomy places the organism in Eukaryota, Metazoa, Arthropoda, Insecta, Coleoptera, Brentidae. Gene Ontology annotation, molecular function: RNA binding. The record is from RefSeq and is a predicted model, not a curated record. The coding region runs from base 299 to 721 and encodes 140 amino acids. Gene Ontology annotation, biological process: tRNA modification. The transcript has 2 exons.
UUUAUUAUGAAUUAAUUGAUCAAUACAAAUUUGGUUUUUACCUGUUUCUAUAAUUUUUUAAACGAACAAUUAUCUCCACAGUUAAUGUUUUAAACACAUUUUUUUAAAGCAUUGCCUAUAAAUUGUAUACGUAAAGUACACUAUGCUUGCGCUUUAAGUUUUACGGAACUUCUGCUCUAACGUCCUAAAUUUAGAACCUCUAUUUACAAAAUAGAUGUUUCAUAUAAAAGAAGAAAUUCUGUACUCCGUGAUUGGCGUUGAUCGAUGUUUAUUUUGGGUAGGAUAAGUUAUUUUCAAAAUGAGUAAAAUUGAAAAACCGAAAACCAGACGCUACACGAAUCGUAAGCCCUUCCAGAAACGAGCUGCGUUGGACGUCAACCUCAAAGGUUUCUUAUGCAGCUGCAACAACCGCGAAAAAGACUGUAUUAAAGAGUCGUACAAUAUUCUCAAUAAAUACGCCGAUAUUUUGUAUCCUCCGGAGACACCGUCAGCAGAAGAUCCUGUUAAAGAGAGCAACAUAGAAGACGAUUUGCAAAAGGAGUUGACGGAAUUGCGACAGAAAAAAAAAGGUGACAUGCGUUUUCAAGUGUUAGACUCGGGCGCUAAGAAUUUUUUGUUUAUCAAAACAACUGUGGAGGAUCCCGUAAAAUUGGCCGAGAAAAUCGUCACUGAAAUAGCAAACACCAAGGUCCAAGAGAGUAAAUUUUUGCUAAGCAGAUAAAUAUUUCACCGGUGAAGCAAAAAGCUUCUCUGUUGUGUUCAAUCACAGAAACAACAACAGUGUGUCACGGGAUGAAAUAAUUAAAGUGUUGGCGAAUGUAGUGUUUGCUAAAUGCCAGGAUCACAAA